Molecule: messenger RNA, 369 nt
Organism: Knipowitschia caucasica
Lineage: Eukaryota; Metazoa; Chordata; Actinopteri; Gobiiformes; Gobiidae
Source: the annotation of a GenBank genome assembly
AUGGACGGACCCCGAACGCCGCGAGAUGAAAGGAGGCGAGCGCAGCAUAAUGAAGUUGAAAGACGGAGAAGAGACAAGAUUAACAACUGGAUCGUGACUUUGUCCAAGAUCAUCCCCGACUGCACCGUGGACACCACCAAGACCGGAGCAAGCAAAGGUGGAAUCCUGUCCAAAGCCUGCGACUACAUCCAGGAGCUAAGGCAGAGCAACCAGCGGCUGCAGGAGGCGCUGAAGGAGGUGCAGAGGAUCCAGGGGGAGACCGAGCUCUGCAGGCGCCAGAUUGAGGAGCUGAAGAAUGAGAACGUUUUGCUGCGAACACAACUUCAGCAGCGCGGCGUCGAUGCAGCGACAGAGACGGCUCCUCAGUGA